CCUUGUUGGCCACCUGUUUCAAAACUAUUUCAAACAAUUUUUUAAAUAAUUUUUGAAUCAACUUCUAUUCAAUCGUUUCCAAACAAACAAACAUCACAGAAUUUCCCCAAGAGUCUCAUAUCAUAUCAAGAACAAAUGGGCAUUAUGGACAACGAGGUCUUUCAUUUCGAGGAUGAUGAUGACGAUUAUCAAACCUCCAAUGAUGAGUAUAGCGAUGAAAAUGAAAAUGAACCCUGGGAAACCCGCAGCAGAAGAUCAACCAAUCCAGAAGAACAAACUUGCAGGGAGAUUCCAGCAGAUCAAUUCUUGAGCAAAAUCAAUGUCCUCACUGAACCCACCGUCAAGAUCGUGGUCAACUCUAUGAAUGGCUCUAAACAAACUCUCAUGCUACCAAAAAGUCUUCUCUGUACACGAUCCCCAUUCUUCCACCUCGCUUUUAAUGCCCCUCUCAGAGAAUCUGCCUCUCAAUCUCAAGAACUCCACCUCCCCGAAACAUCCAUCGCGGAAUUCGAACUCGUGAUUCAAUUUCUCUCCACAGAUGCCUUUACAUUCCCCCACACCGUCAUCGACUCCCAGGAAAAACUCACACUCUACCUCCUCUUCUUCCAAUCCUGCCAUCGAUUCUCCAUCACCGGUCUCUCCCCCAUCAUCAUCCGCUUCCGAAAUUUCCUCCGCUGGUGUUCCGCCCGCGGCGAAUUCCCCGAUAGUUUUCACAUGCAACUCGCCAUUUCGCUCCCCCCUUCCCACGAGGCGCGCAAGCUGGCUGUCGCUGCCUGUGUAAAACCCUAUGCGUGCUCGAUUACUAAAUCAAGCACGUGUUAUGGACGCGCGCUGUUUCAUCUGGAGAAGUAUGUCGAGGAGGAGACGCAGUUUGCGGCGGAUCUGUUCAGAGCGUAUACGAAGGCGGUGAGGGGCGCGUUGGGGACCCAUACGAUUGUUGAUCCGUUGACGGGGACGGAUUAUACGGUUAGUACGGGGGUGGCGUGUCAGUUGGAGAGGAGUAGGGGGGAUAGGUGUGUGAAUCAUUUGGGGAAGUUUUAGGUGGGUGAGAAGGGGGCUCUGGUUUUGAGGGAGGUCAGGAGUUAUGCGGUGUGGGAAUUGAGGAUUGAGAAAUUUUUUGCAUGAUUGAUAGGGAGUUAUUGGCGGUAUUGAAGAGCAAUGACAGAUAGAGGAUGGAUAUCUCAUUUAUCAGGACUGAAUUAUGAAUAUAAAUAAUUGCACGAUACUUUUGCUUCCUUGCUUUUACUGUCUUCGCAAAAAAGGUUUCAAAAAAUUGAAAAAACU
This is a messenger RNA of Botrytis deweyae, 1284 nucleotides long. RefSeq lists its product as uncharacterized. Bases 136 to 1041 code for a protein of 301 amino acids. The transcript is spliced from 2 exons. NCBI's taxonomy places the organism in Eukaryota, Fungi, Ascomycota, Leotiomycetes, Helotiales, Sclerotiniaceae. The record is from RefSeq and is a predicted model, not a curated record. Gene Ontology annotation, molecular function: protein binding.